UUUCAAGACCGCUAGUACAGGUCUAAGUCAAGCACGCCAAUCUAAUCAACCUAGUGUUAUAAGCGAAAGGCAAAAAUUAAAGCACUUUUCCGCGUCAGUCAGCUUUGUUUAAGCAUUAUUAAUAGAGAAACGACGAGCAAAAGAAAAAGCAUGCAGCUUUAGAGUGAGAAAGCAAAUUAAAGAAAAAGAUGCCCCGUAGCCUCAAUCAUUCGUCUUAACAUUGAAAGACCCUCUUUGCUUGGACCUCCUCAAAUCUGCAAUCCCAAUAACCAUGGUGAUGAACUUGAGAAACAUUGAAAGACCAACCGUCUGCUUCUCUCUUAUCUUCUUCUUCUUUCACUCUCAACAUCUCUUCACCAUCCCAGUCACUUGCUACAAUCCUGCAGAUGAUAAGCUUGCCAUCAACUGUGGCUCCUCGGACAAUUCAAACACCACUUCAGAUAACAGAAGAUGGAUACCAGAUGACGAUUCCAAAUUAUUUUCCCUUGGCCAAGACAGCCAGACCUCAAUCGCUGCCGUUGCAGUUCCGAUUCCUCCUGAACUGGAGGAAGUUCCUUAUGCCACGGCACGCCUGUCUCCUUCUGAAUUCACCUAUUCCUUCAAGGUCACUGCUGGCCAAAAGUUUGUUCGCCUCUUCUUUUACCCAGCUCAAUAUGCCAAAUUUGAUCGUUCCAAUGCUCUCUUCUCCGUUAAAGCAGGACACCACACCCUUCUUAAGGACUUCAAUGCUUCACUGACCGCUGAUAACGAUGAUGAUGUCGAAGAAUCAACAGUGUUCAGAGAGUACUGUAUCAACGUGGAACCUGGUCACAGGCUAAACAUCACUUUCACUCCCAGCAGUGAUCAUCCAGACGCCUACGCGUUUAUCAAUGGGAUUGAGGUUGUGUCCAUGCCCGCCGAUCUUUAUUACAAAAAAGCUGAUGGCCCAGCGCUGAAGCUAGUUGACAAGAGUAAUCAGAUUCAAGUUGAUUACAACGCUGCUCUGGAGAUGGUGUACAGAAUCAAUGUUGGUGGGGAUGAGAUUACAGCUAACCAAGACACUGAUGGUAUGCUUCGCUACUGGCAUAACGAAACUGGUUAUGGCGAUGCGGUGAUGGGAACCUUGCAAAAUCUAAAUGAUGAUUAUGGUAGAAAGCUGAUAUACCCAGUUAAUCUUCUUAAAGACGCAGCACCAAAGGAAGUCUAUUUAACUGCACAGACCUCUAAAGAUACAAUGACUUGGGAGUUUAAAGUGGACUCAAUGUUUGCUUAUAUGAUCAGACUCCACUUCUGUGAGUUGGAUCAGAACGUCCAGGAGGAAGAAAGAGUCUUCCAGAUAUUCAUAGCUGACACUUUGGCUGAGUCUCAUGCCGACGUGAUUGGUUGGGGGGAAGAUAGCCGAGUUCCUGUUUAUAAGGACUAUGCUGUUUUCUUGAAGAAAGGAAACUUGAAGAGGCAGAACCUUUCAAUCAAGUUGCAGAGGCUCCGAAAAAGCAAGUACGAUGUCAUAUUGAAUGGGAUUGAAAUUUUCAAGAUCAUUGAUGGUAGAGACAAUCUUGGAGGGCCCAAUCCAAAUCCAGACCCAACUUCUUCACCAAGCAACCCAUCAAGAACCUCGAAGAAAAAUACAAAAACUCCCAUGAUGAUUGCCAUUGCGUGUGCAGCUUUAGGUGUCAUUGUACUCUCUGUCAUCAGUUUCUUAAUUUUUCGGCGAAGGACCAGAGGUUCAGAGAACAGGACAGCUAAGAAAUCAUUGGAUUUGUGCCGUAACUUUUCCAUUGCAGAGAUCAGAGCUGCCACCAACAACUUCGAUAAACUAUCAAUCAUUGGUCAUGGAGGAUUUGGUGAAGUCUAUAAAGGACAUAUUAACAUGGGCGGGACAUCAACCCCUGUCGCCAUCAAACGCCUCAAAGCAGAUUCAGAACAAGGGCACGAUGAGUUCCAGACGGAGAUCAACAUGUUGUCGCAAUUUCGCCAUCCUCACUUGGUUGAUCUCAUUGGGCAGUGCUAUGAUGGCAAGGAGAUGAUCCUGGUCUAUGAAUUCAUGGCCCGCGGGACCCUCAGAGACCAUCUUAACGAAUAUGUUAAGCAGCCGCUUUCGUGGAAGCGAAGGCUGGAGAUCUGCAUCGGAGCAGCAAAGGCGCUGCUCUAUCUUCAUAGCAACACUGGUGAGAACAAGCAAACAGUGAUCCACCGUGAUGUGAAAAGCACAAACAUUUUGCUAGGCGAGGAUUGGGUAGCUAAGGUUUCGGAUUUCGGAUUGUCCAGGAUCGGGCCAGAUGGGAUGUCCAGGUCUCAUGUUACCACAGCCGUCAAGGGCAGCAUCGGGUAUAUAGACCCAGAAUACUGCGAGAGUCAGCAGUUAACCCCGAAAUCUGAUGUUUACUCCUUCGGUGUGGUUUUGCUUGAAAUUUUGUGUGGAAGGCCACCCAUACUUCGAAGCGUGGGGAAGCAGCAGGGACACAUAGUGGAGUGGGUUAAGAAAUGCCACGAGAAGGGAGAGAUUGGGGAGGUGGUUGAUCCAUUUUUGAAGGGAAGCAUAACACCUCGGUGUCUGAAUAAGUUUGUUCAAAUAGCAUUGGCUUGUCUGUGUGAAAAUGGGAAGCACCGGCCAUCGAUGAGGGAUGUAGUGAGGGGCUUAGAGACUGUGUGGAAGAUACAAGGGAGCACGGAGGAUGAGAUCCCGAGAGAUGAUGGGCAGCCAAAGAGUGAGGACAAGACCACUCUGACCCGAUUUACAAGAGAUGAAGAAAGUGGAGUGCAACUCUCGACUUCAACAGGAUCCAUCACGACGGAUCAGUCCAGGUGCAGCAGUAAGGUAACCAUCACAAGUAGUGAAGAGGACCAAGCUUUGGUUCCUGCAGGGGUGUUCUCUGAGCUUGCCCAUCCGACGGCACGAUAACUUGAUAAGGUACUGAUGGAUUCUUCAUUCCCAUUCAUCCAACAAGUCAGUGUGUGUAUAUAUAUAUAUAUAUAGAGAGAGAGAGAGAGAGAGUAUGCUGUAAGUUGAACAGGGUAUUGACAUCCCCUGGCCUUCUGGAUUACGCGCAAGCUCAUCCUUCACCUAGCCUCUGCUAAUGGUUAUAAGUCACAGUUUCAAGAUCAA
Molecule: messenger RNA, 3085 nt
Organism: Prosopis cineraria
Lineage: Eukaryota; Viridiplantae; Streptophyta; Magnoliopsida; Fabales; Fabaceae
Product: receptor-like protein kinase FERONIA
Exons: 1
Coding region: 272-2881 (869 amino acids)
Biological process (GO): protein phosphorylation
Molecular function (GO): ATP binding; protein kinase activity
Source: RefSeq, a predicted model, not a curated record